CAAAACUUAACUCAAAAUUCUCCCAAAAAAUCCAAACCUUGAGCAUCGCAUAUUGUUUUCUCCCAAAAUUCUCGUCUAGGUCAUCCAAUAUUCUUGUCCUGGUUUUUCUCCGCAUCGAUAUUAGGCCCUUCACUCAACAUAGUAACCAUGAGCCAUUCCAACAACAUUCCAACGUUCAAGAUGUCACCAUUCUCAUCAUCCAGCAGCAGCGAUAUCAUUGAAGUGACGCCUCAAUUCCCGAUGACGAUGAGCAACGAACGCUAUGAACACAAUCAGCGCUCUGAACCACGUUCAGCAUCCGACGGUUCCCAUUCCUUCAUAAGGACAAGAGUUCCGGACAACAUGCAACCCAAUGCGCGGAUGGGCCCUCCAACAAACCGAGAAACGGGCAACAUUUUCUUCAAAACCCGUAUUUGUACUAAGUUCGGGUUUGGUACCUGUAGAAACGGUCAAAAUUGUACCUUUGCUCAUGGGGCUGAUGAUAUAAGAAGGCCACCGCCGAACUGGCAGGAGCUUGUCGGUCCUCGCACCGAAGAACGGCUGCAAUUGGGUGGGAAUGGGAAUUGGAGUGAUGAUCAAAAAAUCAUUCAUAAGAUGAAGCUGUGCAAGAAGUAUUGCAAUGGGGAGGAAUGUCCUUAUGGGGAUAAGUGUAACUUUCUUCAUGAGGAUCCAGCCAAGUUUAGGGACGAUUCAUGGAAACCAAGAGAGUACUCUGCAAUCAACAUUGAAACUUCUAAUAAUUCAGAAGGCAGUAGGGCUGGAACUAAGCAGGAAAAGGGCACUUAUUGGAAGACUAAGAUGUGUCUCAGGUGGUUGAAUACCGGGAGCUGUCCCUUUGGUGAUGGCUGUCACUUUGCUCAUGGAGAUGCAGAGUUACAAGUUCCUGGUGGAGACAUUGAAGAUGAAGCUGCAGUUGCCAUAGCAAAUUCAACAAGAGUUGUCGUUCCAACUUUACCAACAACAGGUUCUUCUGCCAAUUAUGCGCCUACUACUUUACCAGCAAAUGUACCUGCGACAACGGACGAAGAGAGGAAGGCUAAGAAGGAAUUACUUUGGAAGAAAUUAAACAAGAUCAACCGUAUUUAUGGCGAUUGGAUUGAUGAUUUACCUCCAGACUUGCCAAGUACAACAGAGCCUUGAGUUGAAUUACGUGCUCUUGGAAACAGCCCGUGUCGAUGAGGAUUCUUCUCCGCUGUCAAAUAAUUUUGGAAAUAUGGUUAAUUGAUCACUGAUCAAUUCAUAUAAUUACCUUUAUUGCUUCAUUUUACUGGUAAUUAGUACAUUUUUUCGAGGAAUUCAGCAACUUUUAGUGGAAUUCUAAGUUGGGUGAACAUGGGGCAAAUUUCUGAAGCAAAGUCCAUAUUUAAAAUAGGUUAUAUCAUAGAUAUAAUAUAUAUUUACAUUCAUAUAUGAAAGUGUGGAUAGCAUAUCAGUGUUGUUUAUAGAUAUCAUAUCUUACAUUGGUAUGUGACAGAAUGUGGUUAAGUGAACCAUGUUUUAUUAGUGACAUUAGUAGCAGGUAUCCUAAGGUUGCAGAUUCUUAUUUGGUGAAAGCAGAGUAUAGACACAAAGUGGUAUACAUGUGGCUGGUUAUUGGAGCCUUAGUUGAAAUUUGAAGGUUUUAUGACAUGUUAAGAUGUUUCUCUUGUGUUUCUUCUUUGUGGGUACUUUAAAUAUUUUUCUCACCUGUCUCCUAUUUAGUGAAUCUUUUUGUGGUCUCAGCCUGUUA
Vicia villosa (hairy vetch) is the source of this 1729-nucleotide messenger RNA. Its product is annotated as zinc finger CCCH domain-containing protein 39-like. The record is from RefSeq and is a predicted model, not a curated record. The transcript has 3 exons. Gene Ontology annotation, molecular function: mRNA binding; metal ion binding. Bases 148 to 1140 code for a protein of 330 amino acids. NCBI's taxonomy places the organism in Eukaryota, Viridiplantae, Streptophyta, Magnoliopsida, Fabales, Fabaceae.